This is a messenger RNA of Wyeomyia smithii (pitcher-plant mosquito), 2393 nucleotides long. RefSeq names its product zinc finger protein 708-like. Gene Ontology annotation, biological process: regulation of DNA-templated transcription. The transcript is spliced from 2 exons. Lineage: Eukaryota; Metazoa; Arthropoda; Insecta; Diptera; Culicidae. The record is from RefSeq and is a predicted model, not a curated record. The coding region runs from base 123 to 2249 and encodes 708 amino acids. Gene Ontology annotation, molecular function: RNA polymerase II cis-regulatory region sequence-specific DNA binding; DNA-binding transcription factor activity, RNA polymerase II-specific.
AGUGUCUAACAAAAUAUAAACAAGGGAAAAGAUAGAAGACUUCGUGUAAUUUUUAAAGUGAAUUUCGAAAUUUAACUGCUAUAAUAAAUAAAUAUAAUUACAUCCGACAGAAAGAAGAGAUUAUGUUGUGUGUUGUGCCUGGUUGCGGUGCAUCGAAUCAAGAGUAUUUAGUGGAGUUUCCGCGUAACAAAAGAUUAUCGAAGCGAUGGAAAGAGGCUAUCGAACUCGGUACCGGGUGUCAGUUACCGACGAGCGAUGUUUUCGUUCAUCAAAAUCAACAGCUUUGUUUGUCCCAUUUCUCCGGGGAUGACCAUCCUGGCUCGAUUAACUACCAGGAACCAAGCAACUUCAAAAAUUCAAAUGGAGAUUUGGUGCAAGUGUCGAGUUGUCGACUAUGUUUAAAAUUUGAUUUUCGAUCAAAAAUGUACCCAAAGGUUGGCAAAAUGGAACACGUUUCCUUGAGCAGCACGAUACGGGCAGUAAUGAAAAUUUCCCUAGCUCCAGAUGAUUUUCUUACCGAAAUCUGCGAAUGCUGUUUGAUUAAAGUAGAUGUCCUGAAAUCAUGGGCAAAAGAAACAUUACAGCAAGAGAUGGAUUUUCGUGAAUUGAUGAAUCUAGCGCGCAGCGAGCUGUCACACGCUGAUGUGUCAAUAAAAGUUGAAACCGUUUUACUGGAAGCAAAGGAAGAACCAGUUGAAGAUGAAUCAAUAACCGCGGAGGAUCCGCCGAUUUCAGUUUGUCCUCCAGAUGUUCAAUUUGAUAAAAACCCGAAGAAGGUUGAAAGUACUGACACGAUUACAGUAGAUGAGAUAAAAGUAUCUUCCGAUGAAGAUGAUCAACCUCUGGCAAGAUUGGCUAGAAAACGAAAAGAUGUUUCGACUAGAAGACGAAAACAAGUUUUUCCAUCUGAACGAAAAAAACGUGGAAGGAAACCUAAAUCUAAGUCAGAAACUAUGACUAAAAGAAAGGAGACGCGCCCUCGUGAGGCUGCUUCUCCAAAGCCACCUCGACAGGAGUAUCUUCGCCAUAUUCUAGCCAAGAAGUGUUAUAUUUGUAAUGUUUCGUUGGAAGACACGGAUGAGUUGAUUGCUCAUCUCACCGCUAUGCAUGCUGGAAAAAUAGAUUACAAGUGCGACGAUUGCAAUAAGACGUUCGGCAAAGUAACAAUCUACAAUCGUCAUCUUAGCUGUCAUGACAUUACCAUACGACCUAGAAAGUGUCAAUUUUGUUCCUUGUGUUUUAGCGCUAAAGAAAGCCUAAAAAUUCAUGAAAAUCGAGAACAUGGAGCCAACCAUACACUUCCGAAGCGCUACAAUCGACGACACAAAAUCUUUCAAUGUGAAUCCUGUGGAAAAAUUUUUCUUACCGAUUCUCUGUUAAAGCAGCAUGAUCUAUUUGUACACAAAAAAAUGCCAGCUGCCAGUUGCAAGCUGUGCGGUAAAACUUUCGUUACUAAAGCAAAUCUUGAAAAGCAUUACAUCGUGCAUUCAAAUGAGCGUCCGUACAAAUGCGAUAAAUGUGAGGCUUCUUUCAAAACUUCAACGGCUCUGACAAAACACUCUCUACUACAUGAAAAUGUUCUGCCUUACGAAUGUCGGCACUGUGAGGAACGUUUCCUUACGCAAGCCUUGUAUGCGAAACACCGUCAGUUGAAUCAUAAGAAUCAGCCGAAAGUUCCUCGUUCUAUUCCUUGUGGUAUCUGUCAAGAGGUUUUUUCUCGUUCGGCUGAUUUGAAAAAUCACAUAGCUGAAGCUCAUCCGGGUCAGGAGUAUCCGUACUACAGUUGCCCAGAAUGCCCGCAGAGGUUUCUAGAACGCGACCAGUUGGAACUUCAUGCUAACAUACACACCGAUCGAUUCGUAUGCGAAGUAUGUGACAAGCCGCAUUGUUCUGUAGCUCAAUUAAAAGAUCACAUGGAAUCACACAACCCGUCACAACCCUGGCAGUGCACCAUAUGUUUGAGGAGAUUUAGUCUGCAGUCGAACUACUCGCGUCAUCGGUUGAUCCAUCAGGAUGAGAAGCGCUUCAAAUGCGACUUUUGCGACAAGGGAUUCUCUCAAAAGGGACAAUUAAUGAACCAUCGAAGGACACACACCGGCGAACGCCCGUUUACAUGCCCUGCAUGUGGAAAAAGUUUCGGAGAUCGACCGACAUUUUACAAGCACCGGAAAAGAUGCAUGGAAAAAGAAUCGCAGCCAAACAAACGUUCCAUAUCGGCUACCAUUGAUGGCGAGGACUGCGAGUUUUAAGUGAUGACUGAAGUACAGAUAUUUAAUUAUUGCUAGAUACCAGCAAUGUUUAAUAAGUAUAAAUGUAAUAUAAUAAUUGCAAAGCUGUCGUUUCAUUUCUUUCAAGCGAGCAAAAUAAUAGACCCGUUUUCCUGGCGUUUAAAA